AUGAAUCAAGAAACACAAUCACAUAAUCGUCGUCGCUCAAUUAUUCGUGAAUUCUGUUUAAAUACAUCCACUCAUGCUUUACCCGGUAUAGCUCGUGCUGAAAGUAAACAUAAUCGUAUUUUUUGGUCGAUUUCAUUUAUUUGUUUAAUGGGAAUAAUGAUCUAUUUUAUUGUUGAAGCAAUUAUUGCCUAUUUUCAAUAUCCAACUAAUAUGGAUUUAAGUUAUAAUGAUGAUAAACAACAAUAUUUUCCAGCAUUUAGUUUUUGUAAUUUAUCACCAUUACGUUUUGAUCAAUUUAUAAAACCUUUUCUAAAUUAUACAAAUACAUUGAACUUAACCAAUAUAAAUGAUACAACAACAUUUGUUCCAUAUCAAGCCAGUUUAAUUUGGAAUUUCUUAAUUGAUACAAUUAAUAGAAAUGAAUCUUUGAUACCAUUUGGUUUCUCACUUUCUUCUAUGUUAAUGGAAUGUUCAUUUAAUUAUAAACCAUGCUUAGAAGAAGAUUUCAUUUCGUUUACGUCUCCAAACUAUGGUCGAUGCUAUACAUUCAAUGCAAAAUUAAAAAAUAGUACGGAUGACAAUGUACGUUAUACUAAUCAAUAUGGUCAAUAUGGUGUACUUAGUUUAGUUCUUUAUGUACACAGUCAUCAAUAUAUACCUUAUACGACAGAUUCCGCUGGUGUAGUAGUUAUUAUUCAUGAUAAUACACAAUUACCGAUGAUUGAAACGUCUGGUAUUGAGUUAGCACCAGGAAAAAGACAUCGAUUAAACUAUAGGAAAAAGAAAUCAAAUUUUUUGUCUUCUCCAUAUUCAACUUGCGCAAAUCAACCUUCAUCCGUCAUGAUGGAUAUGUUUGAAAAUUAUAAUGAUGCUGACUAUGGCUAUUCACGCAUGAUCUGUACUGGACUUUGUCGACAAGUAUAUUAUUAUGAAAAAUGUGGCUGCAUCUUUCCGUUCUAUUGGAAUUAUCGUUCCAUUAGAUUGCCGGGAACGAACAGGAUUAUUCGUGCUCCACUUUGUAGAACAACUGAUAGAUGUUACUUGGAUGCUGCUGAAUCUCUCACACAGACUCCGUCACUCUUAGAUAAGUAUUGUUCUGAUUGCUCAGAAGAAUGUUCAUUAACAAGUUUUAUUGUUCAAGUAUCAUCUUCAGAAGGACCUCUCGACUGGAUGAUGGCUGAUAUUAAAGCAUUUGUUGAAGACUCCUCAGUUCCAUUACCGGCGAAUUGGUCAACUACAUGGCGUCAAGAUAUUAAGCAGAAUUAUCUUGUUGUGAAUGUUCUUACUGAAACAACUAUUGUCGAGAUUAACACUCAAUCAGCAGCAAUCAGUCCCAUUGAUGUUUUUUCGAACAUCGGAGGUCAAACUGGACUAUGGCUCGGUCUUAGUUUUCUUUCACUAAUGGAAUUUAUCGAAAUGAUCUAUCGAUUGAUUCGAUAUCAAGUUUAUUUGAUGAUACGAUAA
This is a messenger RNA of Didymodactylos carnosus, 1464 nucleotides long. The record is from the annotation of a GenBank genome assembly. NCBI's taxonomy places the organism in Eukaryota, Metazoa, Rotifera, Eurotatoria, Philodinida, Philodinidae.